CCCAGCGCCGGCGGCGCGGGAGAUUCGCUGGACGGCCGCAGGACGCAGCGGAGGCCUGACCGGCCAGCCAUGGAGCGGCUGCGGGAUAUGCGCGAGCGGCUGCAGGCGUGGGAACGCGCGUUCCGGCGGCAGCGCGGACGGCGGCCGAGCCAGGACGACGUGGAGGCGGCGCCGGAGGAGACCCGCGCGCUCUACCGGGAGUAUCGUACUCUCAAGCGGACCGUGGGCCAGGCCGGCGGCGGGCCUCGCAGCUCCGAGUUGCUCCCCGCGGCCGUCGAAGAGGCACCAGAGUCCCACUGCUGGGGUCCCCACCUGAAUCGGGCUGCAACCCAGAGUCCACAACCUACGCCAGGGCGGAGCUGCCAGGGGUCGGUGCCGGACUACGGGCAGCGGCUCAAGGCCAAUCUGAAAGGCACCCUGCAGGCCGGACCAGCCCUAGGCCGCAGACCCUGGCCUCUAGGAAGAUCCUCAUCCAAGACGCACACCCCAAAUCCCCCAGGCACAGGGCCUGUCCCUACCUUUGCAGAAAACGUCAGUGAUGAGCCUCCACAGCCCCCUGGGCCCCAGCCAAGGCCAGGCCAGCUGCAGCAUCUGCAGGCAUCCCUGAGCCAGCAGCUGGCCUCCCUAGAUCUUGACUGGUUACAGCGAUGUCACAGUGAGAUCCCAGACUUUCUGGGGGCCCCCAAAGCCUGCAGGCGUGACCUAGGCUCAGAGGAAUCCCAGCUUCUGACCCCGGGUGCGUCAGCUGUCCUUGGUCCUGGUGCUGGUUCCCAGGACCCAGAGGCUUCAGCCCCCCAAGAAGUCAGCAUCGGUGCAGGGAGCCCCCAGCCCAGCAGCAGUCGAGGCAAGCAGCAGAGACGGAACAAGGAGCUCUGGGGGAGCCCCGCACAGGUCCAGCAGCAGAGCAGACAGGCUGGACCCCCAUCGGAGGGGGCUGGGGCUGUCGCACUUGAGGAAGACCCUCCAGGGGAACCUCAGCCACCUCAGCCCUGCAGCAGCUCAUCGAUCCCCAGGUACCACAGACUCAGCACCUCCAGUCAAGCUAGGGUGGGGAAGGCGGAGAGCACAGCCCACCUGCACAUCUCUAGGCUGGCCCGCCACGAUAGGGGCAAUUAUGUACGGCUCAACAUGAAGCAGAAAUGCUACGUGCGGGGCCGGGCGCUCCGUGGCAGGCUCCUCCGCAAGCAGGCAUGGAAGCAGAAGUGGCGGAAGAAAGGGGAGUGUUUUGGGGGUGGUGGUGCCACAGUCCCAAUCAAGGAGUCUUGUUUCCUGAAUGAACAGUUUGAUCACUGGGCACCCCAUUGUCCUCAGCAAGUAAGUGAGGAAGACACAGACCGUGCUGGCCCUGAGCUGCUGGUUCCUGCACCACAACCUGUGCCUGGGGUGCCCAGCCUGGCCUCCACCAUGCUGCCACUCUACUCCCUGGGGCCCUCAGGGCAGCUGGCAGAGACGCCGGCUGAGGUGUUCCAGGCCCUGGAGCAGCUGGGACACCAAGCCUUCCGUCCUGGGCAGGAGCGUGCAGUCAUGCGGAUCCUGUCUGGUGAGCGACGGCCGUUGCUCCUGCAUUUGCAGGUGUCUGGCCUGCCACCGUGUCUCAAGGCAGCCUGCAUACACUCGGGCAUGACCAGGAAGCAACGGGAGUCUGUCCUGCAGAAGGUUCGGGCAGCCCAGGUACACGUGCUGAUGCUGACACCCGAGACACUGGUGGGGGCAGGAGGCCUCCCUCCAACCACGCAGCUGCCUCCAGUUGCUUUUGCCUGCAUUGAUGAGGUCCACUGCCUCUCCCAGUGGUCCCACAACUUCCGGCCCUGCUACCUGCGCGUCUGCAGGGUGCUUCGGGAGCGCAUGGGCGUGCACUGCUUCCUGGGUCUCACAGCCACAGCCACACGCCGCACUGCCGGUGACGUGGCACAGCACCUGGCUGUGGAUGAAGAGCCUGGCCUCCAUGGGCCAGCCCCAGUGCCCGCCAACCUGCACCUUUCCGUGUCCAUGGACAGGGACACAGACCAGGCACUGUUGACACUGCUGCAAGGUGAACGUUUUCGAAACCUGGAUUCCAUUAUCAUUUACUGCAACCGGCGCGAAGACACAGAGCGGAUCGCUGCGCUUCUCCGAACCUGCCUGCAUGCAGCCCAGGGCCCAGGGCCUGGCGGUCGUGCCCCCAAAACCAUGGCCGAGGCCUACCACGCGGGCAUGUGCGGCCGGGAACGGCAGCGGGUACAGCAGGCCUUCAUGCAGGGCCAGUUGCGGGUAGUGGUGGCCACGGUGGCCUUCGGCAUGGGGCUGGACCGGCCAGAUGUACGGGCUGUGCUGCAUCUGGGGCUGCCCCCAAGCUUCGAGAGCUACGUGCAGGCCGUGGGCCGGGCCGGGCGUGAUGGGCAGCCUGCCCACUGCCACCUCUUCUUGCAGCCCCAGGGCGAAGACCUGCGAGAGCUCCGCAGACAUGUGCAUGCCAACGGCAUAGACUUCCUGGCCGUGAAGAGGCUGGUGCAGCGGGUGUUCCCAGCCUGCACCUGCACCAGGCCGUCCCCAGAGCAGGAAGGGGCCAUGGGUGGAGAGAGACCUGUGCCCAAGUAUCCCCCUCAAGAGGCUGAGCAGCUUGGUGUCCACCAGGCAGCCCCAGGACCCAGAAGGACCUGCGUGGGCCAUGAGCGGGCACUCCCAGUACAGCUUACUGUGCAGGCUCUGGACAUGCCGGAGGAGGCCAUCGAGACUUUGCUGUGCUACCUGGAGCUGCACCCAUGCCACUGGCUGGAGCUGCUGGCGACCACCUAUAUCCACUGCCGUCUGAGCUGCCCUGGGGGCCCUGCCCAGCUCCAGGCCCUGGCCCACAGGUGUCCCCCUUUGGCUGCGUGCUUGGCCCAGCAGCUGCCUGAGGACCCAGGGCAAGGCAGCAGCUCCGUGGAGUUUGACAUGGUCAAGCUGGUGGACUCCAUGGGCUGGGAGCUGGCCUCUGUGCGGCAGGCUCUCUGCCAGCUGCAGUGGGACCAUGAACCCAGGACAGGUGUGCGGCGCAGGACAGGGGUGCUGGUGGAGUUCACGGAGCUGGCCUUCCACCUUCGCAGCCCAGGAGACCUGACCGCUGAGGAGAAGGACCAGAUCUGUGACUUCCUCUAUGGCCGUGUGCGGGCCCGGGAGCGCCAGGCCCUGGCCCUUCUGCGCAGAACCUUUCAGGCCUUUCACAGCGUCGCCUUCCCCAGCUGUGGGCCCUGCCUGGAGCAGCAGGAUGAGGAGCGCAGCACCAGGCUCAAGGACCUGCUCGGCCGCUACUUUGAGGAAGUGGAAGAGGAAGCACAGUGCCCGGGAGGCAUGGAGGACACACAGGGCCCUGAGCCAGGGCAGGCCAGACUCCAGGAUUGGGAGGACCAGGUCCGCUGCGACAUCCGCCAGUUUCUGUCUCUGAGGCCAGAGGAGAAGUUCUCGGGCAGGGCUGUGGCCCGCAUCUUCCACGGCAUCGGAAGCCCCUGCUACCCAGCCCAGGUGUACGGGCAGGACCGGCGCUUCUGGAGAAAAUACCUGAACCUGAGCUUCCACGCCCUGGUGCGCCUGGCCACAGAAGAGCUCCUGCGGGUGGCCCGCUGACUGCACUACGCUGGGGGAUGUCGGGUAGAGCUGGGGUUGUCAGCGGCUAGGGCAGUGACUGAAGCCCUGGGCAAAACCUGUUACAGGGUGUGAGGAUGAGGAGACUCCAAAAUAUAGAAUAUAAAGUGCUCACAUUGUUUUUAUGGG
This is a messenger RNA of Piliocolobus tephrosceles (Ugandan red Colobus), 3729 nucleotides long. It is a transcript of the gene RECQL4, whose product is annotated as RecQ like helicase 4. The transcript has 20 exons. Gene Ontology annotation, biological process: telomere maintenance; double-strand break repair via homologous recombination; DNA replication. Bases 70 to 3582 code for a protein of 1170 amino acids. NCBI's taxonomy places the organism in Eukaryota, Metazoa, Chordata, Mammalia, Primates, Cercopithecidae. Gene Ontology annotation, cellular component: cytoplasm; chromosome; nucleus. The record is from RefSeq and is a predicted model, not a curated record. Gene Ontology annotation, molecular function: four-way junction helicase activity; nucleic acid binding; ATP binding.